This is a messenger RNA of Lathyrus sativus (Indian pea), 294 nucleotides long. Lineage: Eukaryota; Viridiplantae; Streptophyta; Magnoliopsida; Fabales; Fabaceae. The record is from the annotation of a GenBank genome assembly.
AUGGCUUCAGCUUGCAGUAGAAUUGCUCAAAGAGCGUCAAUUUCAUCCAUCAAAUCAGCUAUCAAAUCGAACAUCCGUUCAUCUUCUAUCCCCAAACCAACAUCCACCACUUCUUCUCCUCUUCGCAGAUCCUUUUCAUCCAGGAUUGCACCGGAACUCGGAUGCGUGCAGUCGAUGUUACCGCUUCACAGCGCGGUUGCGGUGUCUAGAAUGAUGUCACGCCUCAGCAUAACUUCGAGGAACUGUCAGUCGCUUUCUCAGGGUACACUCUGCUGCACCUCUCCCGGCCUCUAA